Messenger RNA from Trematosphaeria pertusa, 4690 nucleotides. Its product is annotated as AAA-domain-containing protein. Gene Ontology annotation, molecular function: ATP binding; ATP hydrolysis activity. The transcript has 3 exons. Gene Ontology annotation, biological process: protein import into peroxisome matrix. The coding region runs from base 228 to 4520 and encodes 1430 amino acids. NCBI's taxonomy places the organism in Eukaryota, Fungi, Ascomycota, Dothideomycetes, Pleosporales, Trematosphaeriaceae. Gene Ontology annotation, cellular component: cytosol; peroxisomal membrane. The record is from RefSeq and is a predicted model, not a curated record.
CAUCCUGCUUCUGGAUAAUCCAUUUUCUCCGGUUUGCAGUCCUGCACCGGACGAUCCGGCCUGACAGUCGUAGACAGGGCCUCACGCAUCGGCUUGCCGAGCAGACGUCGCUGCCGAGGUUCACCUCCUCUUGGCAUCUCCGAGCACCUCGACACCUCGAUGCGACACUCCAGGAGCCUCCCUCGUCCGCGCUCCGCCCACUGAGCCUUUGCUCCCCUUGACAGAAGAUGGCGGUGCCGAAUGGCAUUAUCCAUCCCCGCAAGCGGCGGCGGAGAAGGCGCCUCGACCGGCCUGCCAUUUCCGCGCGCCUGCUGCUCGACGACCGCAUGAAGGGUGAGGUGGGCGUGCUGUCCGAGGACCUCUUCACUGACCUGUUUCCCUGGGCCAAAAGCACCGAACCAAACGGGGAGACGCCGGAGUCGCAUCGCAUCCAGUACGUCGCAAUCACGCCGUGGCUACCGAGCUCCAUCGUCGCUACCCAAGUCGUGCCGUGGACGAUCCUGCCCAUCCGGCCGCCCGAGAAAGACGACACGCCAGCGACGCGACCGCAUUCGUCCCUGCAAGUCCCCGCCUCGUCGCUUGCGCUGCAGUCCUUCUCGCACACGCUCCACACCCUCUCGCCGAACAAGACCCCGCGACGGGACACGCCGAUCGAGAUCCGCAUAUACGACGUGGUGCCGCUCGGCCUGGAGACCGUGUACGUCAAUCUUGAUACCGACGCUCUGAGGAAGCUGGACCAGGUGCACGCAAAAUUCGGUGGCGGCUUUGGGGUCGCGCGACCUAACGGGACACCCAAGGGGCCCAAAGACAGAUUUCUGAAGGCCAAUGGCUUAGCUGGCAAGCAUACCGCUCCAGUGGAUUAUGUGGCACAGGAGCACGUCUGGAGGAAUGCGGUGCGGGAUGCGCUCCACUCACCCGCCCUCGUCCAUACCGGUGAUUUGCUGCCACUGCCUCUUCCGGCGCAUCCUAUCACACACGUCCCUCCUCCGCCGGCAAAGAUCACGGCAUGCGAACCUGUGUCCCAAGGGCUCCUCUUGCCCAGCACAAGAAUUGUUGUGCUGCAGUCGCACCGCCCCUCGAAACCUGUGCCAGUCCUCCCGCCGGCGAGACCCGCACCCAUAGCUAAUGGCUUCGGAGACGACGAGUCGGAAGACACAUCGAAUGAGCAGUUUUACUCGGCCGCCGAGGACCGAGGACCAUCACAGAAUAACUCCCCUCCAGAUGAGGAAUCCACAGAUAAUCUUGAAUCUGAGCUUUCCGAUGCCGGAGACCUUUCGGAUGAUUCGGAAGAUAUCAUUUCCCUAAACGCUCCGGUGCUACCACCUCAGUCGUCUGGUGUUCUCUCUUCGUUUGCAUCCGCUACCCCGCGACCUGGUCAUCUCCAUACAAAUGGAAUUGCUACCCCUGGAUCAGUCUUCUCCAGUUUCACUGCCACAACCGCGCGUGGGCCAUCCUCAAGAAGCAAGGUCUUCAAGGCCCAUGGACUGCUUCAAACCAUUCCCGAUGAGCUCGUCCACCCCAAGCCGGGCAGCGAAGAUGACGAAGAAGCUCGGGUUUUCGUAGACACCAACACGCUUGUCAAAGUCGGAUGCUUUUCGGGGGACUGGGUCAAGGUUGAGGUCACUCCGGAGCCGUCACAGCAUCCGUUGUUUGGCUUGGGAGCAUUUGGAGCAGACCACGAAGACAACACCGAGUGGCGCCCGGUACGGAUCUACGGGCUUCCAGAAGGCAUGACGAAGAAGGUUGCGCGAUACGCCGUCAACAAAACCGAGGAUUUUGACCGGAGAUCCAGCUUCUCAGGCUUCCAGCCAGCGAGCACUUCUCUCCAAGCUUAUCUUUCCCCCAUCCUCUUGGCGAACAUGGGCAGUCCCUCCCAUCUUCGAAUCACGACAUUAUCUCCUCAUCAAUCUUCCCACCUUCCCAGAAGCGCCAUUCAGAAACCGCGGUUGACAAGCUCCUCACUACCGCCCUCAGCCAAGGAAGUCACGCUAUUGAAGCUUUCCACACCUCUCUCGUCUGAGCGUCUCCUCCAGCCUAGUCUGUUCGCUGCUCUAAAAGAACAUUUCGAACAGAAGCGACGAAUAGUCAAGACAGGCGACCUGGUUGGAGUGGCCAUCGAUGAAUCUCUUGGCCGCGCCGUGUUUCAAGCUAGUACUACAGACGACGAACCAGGCAGCGAUGAUCUGUUAUUGAAAUCAAAGAAAUCCCCCAGCGAAGACUACGCAAGUAGUCAGACUGGUAAACCGAAGGUCGUGGCCUGGUUCAAGAUUGGAAACGUCACAACAUCGUCCACCGAGCCUCGCGAUGAUGGAGAACCGGACAUAUGGGGCGGUGUUGUAUCCGUGUGUGCUGCCAGCACCAAGAUGGAGAUGAACGGAAGUGAGCAGGGGAAGACACCAGCCCCGAUCAGCAGUGCGUGGCAAUACUACCUCGGUGCAAAGCGAUCACCAGCCGGCAUGAAUCAGAGGACCUUGGCUAUCGAGGAACUGCCUAAGCCCUACGUGACCGCACUCCGACGGCGGCUACGGGAGCUUAUAUCAGCAUCCACGAGUCCGAGAGCAAUUCAUCUGGGGCUCCCGCCUAUCGCCAUUUUGCUCACGUCUACCCAACGCGGCAUUGGAAAAUCCACGGUAGCUACGAAGGCCUGCGAAGAUCUGGGGCUGCAUACGUUUUCCAUCGAUGCCUUCGAUAUUCUGAGCGAAGGAGGUGCGGGCGGUAGCGAUGUCAAGACGGAAGGCUUCCUGAAAGCGAGAGCGGAGCGCGGAUUGAGCUGUGGCGCGGAGUUUACGGCGCUCUUGCUCAAGCACGUCGAUUCCCUCAACGCUGAUCGGAUGAACACUGCUCUUAAGGAAAUUCUGGCUGACUCCCGCGUUCUUAUCGCAACAACGACCGAGGUUGACAAAGUUCCGGAAGGCAUUCGUGGGCUGUUCACGCACGAAAUCGAGAUGACGGCUCCCGAUGAAGGCGAGAGAGAGGGGAUCCUGCGCAGCAUUAUUGAAGAUGCUGGUAUUCGACUGUCGCCCGAUGUCGAUCUCGCCAAUGUUGCUGUCAAGACUGCGGCUCUUGUAGCUGGCGACUUGGUAGACGUGGUCGAUCGCGCGUUGGUGGCGAAGCAAAAUCGUAUAGAAGCGCUCGCGCUAUCAGCGUCCAAGGGAUUACCAUCCUCCUAUACCAUCUCGACUAGAGACAUCGAGCUCGCGGGAGGCCACUUUAGCAACAGCCUGACGAAAGCGGAUUUGGACAGCGCUGUUGAAGCGGCUCGCAAGAACUUUGCUGAUGCAAUUGGCGCACCGAAGAUUCCGAAUGUCACUUGGAACGAUGUUGGUGGUCUUACCCAUGUCAAGGACGCCGUCAUGGAGACUAUUCAGCUGCCCCUCGCUCGUCCGGAGCUGUUCGCUAAAGGCAUGAAGAAGCGUAGUGGCAUUCUGUUCUACGGUCCUCCUGGUACUGGAAAGACGCUGCUUGCGAAAGCGAUUGCGACCGAAUUCUCGCUCAAUUUCUUCAGCGUCAAAGGACCGGAGCUGCUCAACAUGUACAUUGGUGAAUCAGAAGCCAACGUGCGGCGCGUGUUCCAGCGCGCGCGCGACGCUCGUCCCUGUGUCGUCUUCUUCGAUGAACUAGAUUCAGUCGCGCCGAAGCGCGGCAAUCAAGGCGACAGCGGCGGUGUCAUGGAUCGCAUUGUCAGCCAGCUGCUUGCUGAGCUCGAUGGAAUGAGUGAUGGCGGCGAGGGCGUCUUCGUCAUCGGCGCUACCAAUAGGCCAGAUUUGCUCGACCAAGCCUUGUUGCGACCUGGCCGAUUCGACAAGAUGCUGUACUUGGGUGUUUCGGAUACGCACGAGAAGCAGCAAACCAUUUUGGAGGCACUGACAAGAAAAUUCACCCUGCAUCCCCAUCUAUCACUCCACCGGGUCGCGUCGGGAUUGCCCUUCACGUACACGGGUGCCGACAUGUACGCUUUAUGCUCCGAUGCCAUGCUCAAGGCCAUCACGCGGCAAGCACGCGCCGUCGACGAGAAAGUUAAGGUGUACAACGCGACGCACACACCACCAAUUUCGAUUGCUUAUUUCUUUGACCACUUGGCAGCCGAGGAGGACACGGCGGUUAUGGUCACCGAGGAAGACUUCAUGGAGGCGCACAGGGAGCUCGUGCCAAGUGUUAGCGCUGACGAGCUUAAGCACUACGAACGCGUGAGAAAGGCGUUCGAGGGCGUAGGGAAGAAAGAGGAACCGACGGGGAAACCGGCACCGCUCUCGAUAUCCAACAAUGUAAAUGGGCCGGCACACGGCUCGUCGUGGAAGGGCAAGGGUAAGGCGAGGGCGCCGCCCGAGGAGGAAGACAUGGUUAUUCGCACCGAAAACAUCGAUGCGAACGGAUCGGCAGCUGGUGGGAGUGGAAGCGGCGGCAGCAGCGGGAAAGGGAAAGGUAAAGCACCGGUUGCAAAUCACGCCAGCAAAAGCAGUGUCGAUAUCGCAGAGGGAGGAUUCGGCGAUGCGGCACAGGAUGAGGAUCUCUAUUCUUGAGCAUUGCAUUUGCGGCACCAUCACUUUUUCGCAUCUACUACCGGUUCGAUGAAAUGGCUGUGGAUGAAGCUGUAAAUACUGGUAAUUGUAACGGUAGCGUUUCCCAAUAUUUGCAUAGCCAGCCUGGGUCAUGGGAACGGAAGGGUUGCAACAAGCAUUCUGAGCAAAGU